UCCUGCUCUGUCAGUGGCUGUCAGGUUGGCACCCUGAGUGGCAGCAACCUCCCAACCUUGAGACUAGGUUCCCAGAGACCAGGAUAGAAGUCUCUGUGAAGACAAAUUACAAAGUCUAUGACCAUUCGAGGUUGUGCUUUGGCUCCCCCUAACCCUGAAGAUGGGGAUCCCUGUGCUCUGUGCCCUCCUGCUGCUGGCAGCAGCCCUGGCCUUGACCCUUCCCGGGAGGAGGUCGGGAUCUCACUGCGCGCCGCCCCCAGGCUCGCACUCGCUGCGGUAUUUCUACACCACCGUGUCCCGGCCCGGCCUCGGGGAGCCCCGGUUCAUCUCUGUCGGCUACGUGGACGACACGCAGUUCGUGCGCUUCGACAGCGACACAGAGAAUCCGAGAUAUGAGCCACUGGCGCCGUGGGUGGAGCGGGAGGGGCCGGAUUAUUGGGAGUGGAAGACACGGAUCGCCAAGGAACUGGAACAGAGUUUCCGAGGGAAACUGAGGACCCUGCGCGGCUACUACAACCAGAGUGAGGGCGGCUCUCACACCUUCCAGCAUCUGUCUGGCUGUCACGUGGGGUCGGACGGGCGCCUCCAGCGCGGGUAUGAGCAGUUCGCCUAUGAUGGCAACGAUUACAUCGCCCUGAACGAGGACCUGAGGACUUGGACAGCUGCGGACACAGUGGCACAGAUCACUCAGAGCAAGUGGGAGGAGGCUGGUACUGCAGAGAGAAUGAGGGCCUACCUGGAGGACGAGUGCGUGCAGUGGCUCCGCAGACACCUGGAGAACGGGAAGGAGCAGCUGCUGCGCACAGACCCUCCAAAGACACAUGUGACCCAUCACCCCAGACCUGAAGGUAAGGUCACCCUGAGGUGCUGGGCCCUGGGAUUCUACCCUGCGGACAUCACCCUGACCUGGAAGAAGGAUGAGGAGGAACUGACCCAGGACAUGGAGAUGGUGGAGACCAGACCUGCAGGGGAUGGAACCUUCCAGAAGUGGGCAGCUGUGGUGGUGCCUAUUGGAGAGGAGCAGAGAUACACAUGCCAUGUGGAGCAUGAGGGGCUGCCUGAGCCCCUCACCCUGAGAUGGGAGCCUCCUCAGUCCACUGUCCCCAUCAUGGCAGUCACUGCUGUUCUGGUUCUCCUUGGAGCUGUGACCAUCAUUGGAGCUGUGGUGGCUGUUGUGAGGAAGAGGAGGAGAAACACAGGUGGAAAAGGAGGGGACUAUGCCCCAGCUCUAGGUAAGUGUGGGGAGCAGGAUUGUCCCUGAAGCCUGUGGGUGAACCUGGUGGGGAGCCUGACCAGCCCAUAAUUCCUCCUGCAGCCACAUCCUCUUAGUAACCUAAAUGUGCCUUGUCAUUUCUUCUGCUGCAGAAAGGGACAGUGCCCAGAGCUCUGACUUGUCUCUGGAGGCUUGAAAAUGUGAUACCCUGGGGGCCUGAGAUUGGGGCUGAGGGAAAAAGGAAAGGGCUGUGUCCCAGGACUUCUCAGAAUUUAGACAUUUGAAUGAGUCUCAGUGGACCUUGGAGAUGUGUUUAUACUGACUGUCCAUCACUCUUUGUCUUUAGCUUCAGACAGGUGACACCUGGGGACACGUUCUCACUCACUCAAGAAACAACAAAUGUCUGAAGCUGUCUACUUCUAUGAAGAGCAUCCAGCCCAGUCCAGUCCACCAGGACCCUACCCCAGCUCUGCUCCUGCUCCUGCUCCCUUCCACAGCCAACCUUCCUGGUACUGCAAAGGCAGGAGGGGACAUCUCCAUCCUGUCAUCUCCCUGUAGCCAUGAGAUGCAGCCCUUGGCUUUCUCACUGAAAAUAAAAAUCUGGAUGUGAACUUAAUAGUUCAUGUCCUUGACCUGAGAGAUUGGCAGUUCAAAUAAAAGGCGAGAAUUCUGAAAGUGUGAUGGAGAAAAUAAAUGGCAGCAUGGAGAACCUUCUA
This is a messenger RNA of Mesocricetus auratus (golden hamster), 1929 nucleotides long. Its product is annotated as RT1 class I histocompatibility antigen, AA alpha chain-like. The record is from RefSeq and is a predicted model, not a curated record. Gene Ontology annotation, molecular function: peptide antigen binding; signaling receptor binding. Gene Ontology annotation, biological process: immune response; antigen processing and presentation of endogenous peptide antigen via MHC class I via ER pathway, TAP-independent; antigen processing and presentation of endogenous peptide antigen via MHC class Ib. Lineage: Eukaryota; Metazoa; Chordata; Mammalia; Rodentia; Cricetidae. Bases 161 to 1261 code for a protein of 366 amino acids. Gene Ontology annotation, cellular component: external side of plasma membrane. The transcript is spliced from 6 exons.